AUGGCGAGCGGUGAUGUUAACAGUGUCGAUGCGAUGUACAUGGAAAAUUUGGACGAAUUUAUCAAUGAUGAAAACAAAGUCGUGACGUAUCGAUGGUUGAGUACAACUUUGCAAGUGCAUGUCAACCAAGCAAAACAGAUGUUAUACAAUUUUGUGAUGCAGCAGAGAAAUGAUAAUGACAAAGACAACUUGAAUGUAACAUAUUUUGUAUCAGGUCUCCACAAGUGCGAUGGUUCGACAAAGAUCCAACACUGUGAAGUAGUGUCAGAAGACAAACUGGAAGCCAUCAAAUCAACUUUUCAAAAAUUGUACAGCUGUCAUAUAUACAGUGUACAAAAAUCUAAACUCCAGGACAGUGAUGCAUUGUAUAUUACAGACUACAAUUUGAUGAAAGAAAAUAUAUUUGAAUCUUGCAAACAAAGUUCCAUCAGGUAUGAUGCAGCAAAACGCGUGGCCACAUCCAAACCCGUGGUUCAGGAAAUUAAAAAAGAACAAAUUACUCCUUCCAUCUUGGAUGACAAUUCAAGACACAGAACAUUGGAAAGCAAAGAAAAAACGACUGCACCAAAGAAGGAUAAUAACAAAACUGGUAUUGCAGGGAUGUUUGCUAAAGCCAACAUAAAAAAAGAUUCUUCUAAGAACAGUGAACAAAUUCAGAACUGUUCUAAGACUGACACAAAAGAAACAGUCAAGAAAAAUUCUAGUGUUUCUAAAAAGUUGACUGGUGUCAUGUCAUUUUUUGCCAAUUCUGCUGCCAAGAACAAACCUUCUGAAGAAAAACCUUCUGAAGAAAAACCUGUCAGUAUCAAAAAGGAAUCUGGAGAUACAAAAAGAACUGAGGAGAAAAAAAAGCCACCUUCUUCAGACUCGGAUGAUGAUGAUUUUGUGAAACAGAAAAAGAAACGUCGUCGAAUCAAGGAAGACCUUUUUGACAGCAGCAGUGAAGAAGAAAUGGAAGUGGAAGAACCUCUUUCCAGUCCAAAUCCAGCUGCAGAAGAAGUGGAAGAAGAAAAAGAUGAUGAUAAUGAUGAAGAAGAUGAUGAAGCACCCAUCCCUGAUACCCCGGAACAAAAUAUUGAGAAAGUCAAGAAAGAAGAGCCAACAUCUGUUACUGUAACCAAUGAUGGUCGGAGAAGGAAACGAAUUAAAAGGAAAAAGAAAAAGAAUUACCUGAAUGACGAAGGAUUUAUGGAUAUGGAUCAGCCUGCAAACAAAGAGUCACAUCCGAUUAGGCUUUCGGCUGAGGCCAAGAAAUCAAGUGCUAGUGCCAAGUCCGUUGUAGACAAAGGUAAACAAAAGCAAUCAUCAUUGAUGUCUUUUUUCAGCAAGAAUUUUUUUUCUUUUUUUUUUUCUUUUUCUUUUUUUUUCUUUUUUCUUUUUUUUUCUUUCUUUCUUUUUUUUCUUUCUUUUUUUUCUUUUCUUUCUUUUUCUUUUUUUUUUUUUUCUUUUUUUUUUUUUUUCUUUCUCUUUUUUUCUUUCUUUUUCUUUUCUUUUUUUCUCUUUUUUCUUUCUUUUUUUUUUUUUUUUUUUUUUUCUUUUUCUUUUUUUUUUUCUUUUUUUUUUUUUUUUCUUUUUCUUUUUUUCUUUCUUUCUCUUUUUCUUUCUUUCUUUUUUCUUUCUUUCUCUUUUUCUUUCUUUCUCUUUUUCUUUCUUUCUCUUUUUCUUUCUUUCUCUUUUUCUUUCUUUCUCUUUUUCUUUCUUUCUCUUUUUCUUUCUUUCUCUUUUUCUUUCUUUCUCUUUUUUUUUUUUUUUUUUCUUUCUUUUUCUUUUUCUUUCUUUCUUUUUCUUUCUUUUUUUUUCUUUUCUUUUUUUUCUUUCUUUCUUUUUUUCUUUCUUUCUCUUUUUUCUUUCUCAGGAACCAGUUGA
Molecule: messenger RNA, 1866 nt
Organism: Acanthosepion pharaonis
Lineage: Eukaryota; Metazoa; Mollusca; Cephalopoda; Sepiida; Sepiidae
Source: the annotation of a GenBank genome assembly